Messenger RNA from Pundamilia nyererei, 1518 nucleotides. Its product is annotated as phosphoribosyl pyrophosphate synthase-associated protein 1-like. Bases 43 to 966 code for a protein of 307 amino acids. Lineage: Eukaryota; Metazoa; Chordata; Actinopteri; Cichliformes; Cichlidae. Gene Ontology annotation, cellular component: cytoplasm; ribose phosphate diphosphokinase complex. The transcript has 9 exons. Gene Ontology annotation, biological process: 5-phosphoribose 1-diphosphate biosynthetic process; purine nucleotide biosynthetic process. The record is from RefSeq and is a predicted model, not a curated record. Gene Ontology annotation, molecular function: ATP binding; ribose phosphate diphosphokinase activity; magnesium ion binding.
AAGGUUGAGCUGUUGACAGUGCCUGUCAAGUUAAACACCAGAAUGAAUGUCGCUAAAAGUGCUUAUCGAGUAUUUUCUGCAAACUCCUCUGCAGCAUGCACAGAAUUAGCCAAGAAAAUAACAGAGCGUCUGGGUGUGGAGCUGGGGAAGUCUGUGGUCUUCCAGGAGUCUAACAGAGAGACUCGAGUGGAUGUAAAAGAAUCUGUUCGUGGACAGACCAUCUUCAUUAUCCAGACCAUCCCACGGGAUGUGAACACAGCCAUCAUGGAGCUGCUUGUCAUGGCUUAUGCCCUCAAGACCUCUUGUGCAAAAAACAUCAUUGGAGUUAUUCCUUACUUCCCCUACAGCAAGCAGUGCAAGAUGAGAAAAAGGGGCUCAAUAGUGUGCAAGUUGUUAGCUUCCAUGUUAGCCAAAGCAGGAUUAACACACAUAAUCACCAUGGACUUGCAUCAGAAGGAGAUCCAGGGCUUCUUCAGCUUUCCUGUGGACAACUUGCGUGCCUCCCCUUUUUUGAUUCAGUACAUUCAAGAAGAGAUCCCUGAUUACAGAAAUGCCAUCAUUGUGGCAAAGUCCCCUGCUGCAGCUAAAAGGGCUCAGUCCUAUGCAGAAAGACUGCGUCUUGGUCUGGCUGUGAUCCACGGCGAAGCUCAGUGUUCAGAGUCUGACAUGGCUGAUGGAAGACACUCCCCACCAUGUGUACGCAACACAACAGGACACACAGGCCUGGAGCUUCCUUUAAUGAUGGCCAAAGAGAAACCUCCCAUUACUGUGGUUGGGGAUGUGGGAGGAAGGAUUGCGAUCAUCGUGGUUGUGGUGACCAACACAGUUCCCCAUGAAGUACAGAAGCUGCAGUGUCCAAAGAUCAAAACUGUGGAUGUCAGCAUGAUAUUAGCUGAGGCUAUCCGCAGGAUCCACAAUGGCGAGUCCAUGGCUUACUUGUUCCGCAACAUCACUGUGGAUGACUAGUGGCAUCAGAGGUUGUCAGUGAUAGAGAGCAAGUCAUAAUUUCCUGUGUUAUACAUGUUAAAAAAAAAAAGCAAUGUAAGUCAUUUGAAGCGAUUCUAUAAAUUGCCCAAAGUUAUUUAUCUUCUUACCAGAAGUUAUUAAAAAAUAUUUCACUUGUUAAAAACUGAUACGUUUUCGGGCGUGUCGUGGAUAUUAUAAAAAACAAGACCUGUUUCAGUUUUUUAAGGCACGUCUCGCUGCUCUCAUUCAUUUCACUUGAACAAAAGAUGCUUUGCAUUGGUAUUAUUUUGUCAUACUCGAACAGUACCUCCUAUCUAGUGACUGAGCUUAAUCUGCAAAGGAGAAGAGCUGGCAAGAAUUUGUUGGCUUUACUAACCAACACCUUGCCAGGUCUUGUGAUCAGGGCUGCUCAGGCACUGAUUUCUUUGCACUGAACGAGGCAUGUUUCAUCUAAUGAGUAAGAACAAGUAUACAAACUGUAGUUCUCAAAUGAUCAUUUUUAUGCAGCUUUUCUUUGCAUCUUCUGUGGAAAUAUUUGGGGAAAUAAAAAUG